Messenger RNA from Clunio marinus, 216 nucleotides. The record is from the annotation of a GenBank genome assembly. Lineage: Eukaryota; Metazoa; Arthropoda; Insecta; Diptera; Chironomidae.
AUGAAGGGGAAAUCACUUUUCCACAGUUUCCUUUUUAUUAUUCUUCAUCCAUCCACAGCUUUUCUAAAGAUAAGGAGAAAUGAAGAAAAAAUCUUUCUAUGGAAUCCGACACAUGCCACACGGCAUAACCGAAGUUCAAACGGCAAAUGUGCUUUCCAUCGUGCUUCAAAAGCAAUCGACUUGAGCCCACAAGUUGAUUUUCCUGUCUCUCAAUAG